GUGUGUGUGUGUGUGUGUGUGUGUGUGUGUGUGUUAAAUCAGGCCUGCCCCAGUGUAGCAGCACUGGUAGACAUCACCUGCUCUGUUAAGAGACAGUGUUGUGAACAAUGACUGGAGAGAGACUCGCCCACUCACUGGGCUCUUGUGAAAAGAACCUGAGGGAGAAAAUGUGCCAAUCAGAACUCUCAGACGCCUCCAGUUUGAAUAGUUGGCUUUUUUUCUUUUUUGGUUUCUUCCGGGCUCUACAUGUUACCUAAGGUGGUUUUUCAAAAAUUGCAAUUUCAAGAGUAUGUCUCCCCAUUAUCCCUUGAACUUCACUGAAAAUGGUCAACCCGGUGGCAUUUUGGGACUUUGAACUCUUCGCAACAAACAUCCAUUAUCAACUAUCACUAAUUGUUCUAGGACUUCCCUUUGACACAUUUCUUUUUCAAUGGGUAACUCCUGUGACUCUACGCUGUGUGGACCCUGGCUCGCAUAACAUGGAUGACUGUAAUACUGCACUCUGCAUGCUUCCGAUAGUCAACAGAUUCUUAUUUUAGAGACUUUAGUAGAGUUCCAAAGAAAUGGGAACCAAAGGUCACUGGGGUCCUUUUUUAUAUAAUAGUAACCUUUAAAAACAUUAAUUUGAAGGCCACAGCAGUCAGAAGAACAGGUGAGUGACCCUCCUGCCAGCUGAACUGCCCCACUCCCUAGGUUCUGUUCCCAAAGACCCAUUCCACCAACCACCCUCCUACCUCAUCACCAACCCUGAGGCCAGGCCCUGACUCCACCCGGGGGACUUCUGGACAAGCCACACCAGUCAGAAGAACAGAGAGCAGAGACCCCUGCUGCACCAAAGGCCAAGCUAACCUGGAGAAGGUCUGCUCCCAACUUGAUCAGAGGUCAUACAAGCUGCCAGAAAUCCAGGCCACAAAGACUAAAAGACCAAAGAUGAAACAGAAACCAAGGAACAAAACACCCAUCCAACAAAGAUAAACUCAGAAAUCAGGACCUAGCUAUAAUCAACCCAGAGCCAGAUGCCUAAAUGCCAGUAUAAGAAUACAAUCAACAACAGCCAGGGUAAUAUGGCACCACCAGACCCCAGCUAUCCUACUAUAGCAAGACCUAGCUAUCCCAACUCAGCUGAAGCACAGGAAAAAUGCCUUAAAAACAACUUUAUGAAGAUGAUAGAGGUCCUUAAGGAGGAAAUAAAAAACUCCAUUAAAGAAAUUGAGGAAAAGGAGUUCGUGCGGUGGCGGCCGAGGCGGCGUAGCUCCGUGACGGGUUCGGCCUCACACGCGCCUCCCACCUAGCGCCGCCAAGAUGCCCAAGAGGAAGGUUAGCGCGGACGGAGCGGCCAAGGCGGAGCCCAAGCGGCGCUCCGCGAGGCUGUCGGCCAAGCCCGCCCCUGCCAAGGUGGACGCGAAGCCCAAGAAGGCCGCGGGCAAGGAUAAACCAUCAGACAAAAAAGUGCAAACCAAAGGGAAGAGGGGAGCAAAGGGCAAACAGGCGGAGGUGACUGACCAGCAGACCACAGACGUGCCUGCAGAGAACGGAGAGGCUGAGAACCAGAGUCCAGCCUCUGAAGUUGAAGAGAAAGAAACCAAGUCCGACUAACCAUCCAUCGUGUCUGUCAGUGUCCCCGCCUUCCUUCUUGUACAAUCCAGAGGAAUAUUUUUAUCAACUAUUUUGUAAAUGCGAGUUUUUUAGUAGCUCUAGAAACAUUUUUAAAAGGUGGGAAGAAGUCCCGCCUCAUCCCAUUUUUUAAGUGUAAAUGAUUUUUUUAAGAGGUUAAAUCACUUGCUGGUUGUUUAUUUUUUGGUACAACCAGAAAAGAGCAGGAUACUGAAUCAGGAGAGGCUGUGACUGUCUCGGGGGUCACCAUAACAUUCUGUAGAGGGGGCUAG
Messenger RNA from Peromyscus californicus insignis, 1886 nucleotides. RefSeq names its product non-histone chromosomal protein HMG-14-like. Bases 1303 to 1596 code for a protein of 97 amino acids. Gene Ontology annotation, biological process: chromatin organization. Gene Ontology annotation, molecular function: nucleosomal DNA binding. The transcript has a single exon. Lineage: Eukaryota; Metazoa; Chordata; Mammalia; Rodentia; Cricetidae. Gene Ontology annotation, cellular component: chromatin; nucleus. The record is from RefSeq and is a predicted model, not a curated record.